UAUUUUGGGACAAGCCUCAAUCCUCUUUAAUAUACAUUCCAAAUCUACAAUGCAAUAAUCACAGUCACAGAGAAAUUCCAUAAGUGCAAUAAUAAAUCGACAUAAGAACUUUUUUUUAGUAAGGAUACACGCAAGGGUAUCCCAAGUCAGCACUCAGCACAUACCAUCCGGCUCUUCUGUUUAAACUCAGUUCAGCAGCGACGCCCUCCUGUAUCAACUUUUUGACUAUCGUAUGAAAAAGAGAAAGAGAAAGAAGUGAUGUAAAUGUAAUACCAAUUAUAGUUAUUUGCAUUUUGAUUUGAUUGGAUUCCUUCAUCCAAUACCAUAGCAGUAGCAAUACUAGCAAUAGUAAUUUCUACUCAUUGGGGUUUGGGUCUCUGUGGUGAGUAAGGGUAGGAGAUGGGCUAUGGUUCGAAGAAGAAGAAGCGUGGAGGAGGAGGAGGGAGCGGGAAAAGGAGUAAAGGAAGGACACCAUCCAAGGAUCAUGGCCAUGGCAGCACUCAUCAUAAUACCGAUUCUGAUAAUGAACUUCUUUCUGAGGAAAUCACUGCCUUAUGCGCAAUCUUUCAAGAAGACUGCAAAAUUGUUCCUGGACCACCUUCUCAAAUUUCCAUCAAGAUAAGGCCUUAUUCAAAGGAUAUGGGUUUCGAGGAUUUGGAUGUUUCUGCUGUUCUUCUUGUUAGGUGCUUGCCUGGGUAUCCUUUCAAGUCUCCAAAGUUGCAGAUUACUCAAGAAAAAGGUUUAACAAAUCAUGAUGCUGAAAAGCUUUUGUCUCUUCUUCAUGAUCAGGCAAAUUUUAAUGCUCGAGAAGGACGGGUAAUGAUUUUCAAUUUGGUGGAGGCUGCUCAAGAAUUCAUCUCUGAAAUUGUGCCAGUGGGCCAAUCACAUGAUUCUGUCUUAUGUUCGAGUUUGGAUAGCAGUAGUCAAUUGUUUCGUCAGGAUAUUGCAGUUUCAAGUAAUCUUGGGGGGCCUUUUGUUUAUGGUUUUAUUGACCUUUUCAGUGGCUCAGGGGAGUCCUGGAAUUGGGGUUUUGGGUUGGAUGAGAACGCUGGAAUAAAAUCCUCAGUGCCACUGCCACCACAUGCUUUGAAUGCCUCAAAAAUUGCAGCUGAGGUCAAGGAGAAUUAUGUCAGACCAUUGGAAUUGGAGGAAAAAAAAGAUUCUUUACAUAACCCUACGGCCAUAUUACACGCUCUUCAAGAAGAGAGUGAAGAAGGUGAUAAAAACAUAUCUUCCACAGAUUCCAGUACAUCUUCAGAGGAGGAUUUAGUUGAAACCAGUGGAACAAGUGAGGAGGAGGAUUUCACUCUUGGGGAACAUAUAGAGGAGGAGGAUGGGGAGCAGGGAAGUGACAGCUCAAACUCACCAUCCUCUAGGUCAAUGAUUUUCGAACAAGUAUCUCAAAAUUCUAAAAGGGAUUUGAUUAUGGUUCAUUUGCUUCGACUUGCUUGCUCUUCUAAUGGGCCACUGUCUAGCUCACUGCAACAAAUAUCAACAGAACUGUACAAUCUAGGGAUUCUCUCAGAACAGGGUAAGGAGUUGGCUUCUGAACCAUCUACACAUUUUAACAAAACAUUUGAUCAUGCAUUCCAGCAGUAUAUGGUUUCAUCAAAAUUAUCUCAAUUCUGGAAAUACACUUCUGAUACUGAAGGGCGGAAUACAUCUCUUCCAAACUCUCGAUAUCUCAAUGACUUUGAGGAAUUACAGUCCCUAGGUCAUGGUGGUUUUGGCCAUGUUGUGCUGUGUAAAAACAAAAUAGAUGGAAGACAGUAUGCAGUAAAGAAAAUUCAGCUCAAGGACAAAAGCCUGCCUCUAAAUGAUCGGAUACUAAGGGAAGUAGCAACACUUUCACGUUUGCAGCAUCAACAUGUGGUUCGCUACUAUCAGGCAUGGUUUGAAACAGGGAUAGUUGGUUCUUAUGGUGACACCACUCUGGGGUCAAGAACGACAGCAAGCUCUAGUUUCAGCUUCACCAGGACAAGUUCAGCAGAUGCCCUUGGACAGGACACCAAUCUUGAAUCAACUUAUCUUUAUAUACAGAUGGAAUAUUGUCCUCGGACUCUACGGCAGGUUUUUGAUUCGUAUAAUCACUUUGACAAAGAGUUAGCAUGGCAUUUGGUACGUCAAAUUGUUGAAGGAUUGGCACACAUACACGGGCAAGGAAUCAUUCAUCGAGAUUUGACACCAAAUAAUAUAUUUUUUGAUGCUCGCAAUGAUAUUAAAAUUGGGGAUUUUGGUCUUGCCAAGUUUUUGAAGUUUGAACAGUUGGAUCAAGAUCUGAGUUGUCCUCCAGAUGCAACUGGUGUGUCUGUUGAUGGUACUGGUCAAGUUGGUACCUAUUUUUACACUGCACCUGAAAUUGAGCAAGGAUGGCCAAAGAUUGAUGAAAAGGCUGACAUGUACAGCUUGGGAAUAGUUUUCUUUGAGCUUUGGCACCCAUUUGGAACUGCAAUGGAACGACAUGUUGUCCUAUCUGAUUUGAAACAGAAAGGAGAACUUCCAUCUGCAUGGGUUGCUGAAUUUCCAGAACAGGCAUCUUUGUUGCGACGCUUAAUGUCUUUAAGUCCAUCUGAACGUCCUUCUGCUACAGAACUCCUACAUCAUGCAUUCCCUCCACGAAUGGAAUCCGAGUUGUUAGACAAUAUUCUACGUACAAUGCAAACUUCGGAGGACUCAAGUAUAUAUGAUAAAGUUGUGAAUGCCAUUUUUGAUGAAGACACAUUAAGCAUAAAAGACACACAUCAUCACACUGGUAGAUUUAGGUUAUCAGGAGGUGGUCCUUCUUCCAUCCAGUAUGCUGAUUUAGAUACUGAGGUCCGUGACUAUGUCACUGAAAUCACAAAGGAUUUCUUUCGAAAACAUUGUGCAAAGCAUUUGGAAAUAAUUCCCAUGCGCUUGUUGGAUGAUUGCCCACAGUUCAAUAGGAACACUGUGAAACUCUUGAGCCAUGGAGGAGACAUGCUUGAACUUUGCCACGAGCUGCGAUUGCCUUUUGUUAGUUGGAUCAUCUCCAACCAGAAAUUUUCAUUCAAAAGAUAUGAAAUUUCAUGUGUAUAUAGAAGAGCAAUUGGACAUUCACCACCAAAUCGCUACCUUCAGGGUGAUUUUGAUAUUAUUGGAGGUGCAUCUGUGCUGACAGAGGCAGAAAUUAUCAAGGUGACCAUGGACAUUUUAGUUCGUGUUUUCCAUUCACAUUGCUGUGAUGUUCACUUAAAUCAUGGGAACCUAUUGAAUGUGAUAUGGUCUUGGAUUGGAGUUAAGGCGGAGUAUAGACAAAAAGUGGCUGAGCUUCUAUCCAUGAUGGGCUCCUUGCGUCCUCAAUCUACUGAACGGAAAUCAAAAUGGGCUGUCAUAAGGCGUCAGCUUUUACAAGAACUUCAUUUACCAGAAGCUGUUGUAAAUAGGUUGCAGACUGUCGCUUUAAGGUUCUGUGGGGCAGCAGAUCAGGCACUUCCUAGAUUGAGGGGAGCAUUACCAUCUGACAAGGCUACACGCAAGGCACUCGAUGAGCUUUCAGAUCUCACUAGCUACUUGAGAUUGUGGAGGAUAGACUCCCAUGUUUAUAUAGAUCUGCUAAUGUCGCCAACUGAAAUUUACCACAGGGAUUUGUUCUUUCAGGUAUACCUGAUGAAGGAAAACAAUUCUGGGUCACUUAUUGAUGGUGUAUUGCUUGCUAUUGGGGGUCGUUAUGACUAUUUGAUGCAUCAGAUGUGGAAUCAAGAAUAUCAGAAAUCAAAUGCUCCUGGAGCUGUAGGCACCAGCCUUGCCUUGGAGACUAUAAUUCAACAUUCUCCUGUAGAUCUGAAACCUAUCAGAAAUGAAGAUAGCAUUGAUAUUCUUGUUUGCUCAAGAGGAGGUGGAGGUCUUUUGGAAGAACGCAUGCAAUUAGUUGCUGAGCUUUGGGAGGAGAAUUUUAAGGCUGAGUUUGUUCCAAAACCAGAUCCAAGCCUUACAGAACAAUAUGAAUAUGCAAGUGAGCAUGAUAUAAAAUGUCUUGUUAUCAUAAGAGACACUGGUGGGUCUCAUAAAGGUUCUGUUAAGGUACGCCAUUUGGAGAUCAAAAGGGAGAAGGAAGUAGAAAGAGAAGACCUUGUGAAGUUUUUAAGCGACGCAAUGGCUGUACAGUUCCGGGUUCCUUCAAUAUGGAGUUAGAAUUGUCUAUUUCAUGGCAACACGUUUUGUUGGUUGAUCAUUGAUGUAUCAAGAUGUUUGGAGACUUCAUUUCAUAUUUACUCAGGUAAAGGAGGAGGGUUUUGCUAAUUGUUAGUGAUAGCAUUCUUUCACUUUUUUAUUGCACGAACGCCUUGUUGUUUGUCGCUGCAAUGUAAACAGGAGGGAGAAGUAGUAGUUGUUAAUGUCUGUUUCCUGAUUGAGGAGUCAGUACAUUGCUUCAAGUUUUUCAAAAUUGCACUUGCAUGCUGGCUACACUGUUAUGGGGAAAGUAAACUUUUGAAUAGGGAGAAAGAUGGGAAAAUUCCAUUUCCCCUUUUUCCUGUCAAUUCUAGUGUGUAUAGUUGUAAAUAUAAAAUUUUGUGAGCUGUCCAAUAGUCUCAUUAUUACAAUAUAUGUAUAGUUUUAAUUCA
This is a messenger RNA of Cannabis sativa, 4583 nucleotides long. Its product is annotated as eIF-2-alpha kinase GCN2. The record is from RefSeq and is a predicted model, not a curated record. Gene Ontology annotation, biological process: protein phosphorylation; mitochondrial translation. Lineage: Eukaryota; Viridiplantae; Streptophyta; Magnoliopsida; Rosales; Cannabaceae. Gene Ontology annotation, molecular function: eukaryotic translation initiation factor 2alpha kinase activity; ATP binding; protein binding. Bases 400 to 4152 code for a protein of 1250 amino acids. Gene Ontology annotation, cellular component: cytosol; mitochondrion. The transcript has 29 exons.